This is a messenger RNA of Oryza sativa Japonica Group (Japanese rice), 840 nucleotides long. RefSeq lists its product as uncharacterized. The record is from RefSeq and is a predicted model, not a curated record. Lineage: Eukaryota; Viridiplantae; Streptophyta; Magnoliopsida; Poales; Poaceae.
CCCACCCGAUAAGUCCAUCACAAAUUCACAAUCUAGGUUUUAAUGAAGCUCUCAAUCGAUCGACACGUACGAGAUCGAGGGGAGGAUUAAAGCCACGAUUCCGGCGGCGGAAGCUCCUCCAUCAGGAAUUCCGGCGCUGGUGGCGAUGGAUCCUCCAUCUGAGGGAAGGAGUGAGACGAGUAGCUUUGACAAGGUGAUUGAUCCCACUAACGACCAAGGUAAGGCGCCUUCAACGGAGAAAAAGAAGAAGAAGAAGAAGAAGAAGAAGAAGAAGAAGAAGAAGAAGAAGAAGAAGAAGAAGAAGAAGGUCCGCUACACUCAAGAGCAGAUUCUAUACUGCAUUGGGAACCCGGAGGAAUUGCCCGAGCGCAGGGACACGCCCAAGCUGACCGAGGCCCUGGGCGCGGAGCUCCUGGCCAAGCUACCGCCGGACCUCGUCGCCCACCUGCGCGCCAUGGACGACGCCAAGGAGGAGGGCAAGGCGAGGCGCAAGGCGCUCAUCGAGGAGCUGCGCCAUGAGCGGGAGGUCAUCUACAACAUCCGCGAUAAGCCGGAGGACGUGCUUAAGCAGUACUACGCCAAAGGCUACGCGGAGUACGAGGUUAUCAUCGACGAUGAUGACUACGAAGACGGCGACCAAGGCAGUAGAGCUGCAGCUCACUGAAUAGUAAAUAAUCUUAUAACCAUCGUCGGUGUUUGGCAUCGAUCUAGCUAGCUUUUUAGUUGUAGGGGAAGUUAUGUAUUUCCCCUUCAUUUUAUCACUAUAAGCAAUAAUGUUUGUGUGACUCUAUGAUUAGCUAUAAUAUUAAUUCUUCGAUUUCUACUAUGGUUUUGAUUCUA